Messenger RNA from Racocetra fulgida, 307 nucleotides. The record is from the annotation of a GenBank genome assembly. NCBI's taxonomy places the organism in Eukaryota, Fungi, Glomeromycota, Glomeromycetes, Diversisporales, Gigasporaceae.
GGAAAUUAAUCAACCACCUUCUCCAUCUACAUCAGCAAUAGCAUCCAGUGAAAAUGAACUAAUUAGUAGCGAUGAUAAUGACAAAUUUGAAAUAAGUUACAAACUAAUUGUAAAAACAGCGGAAGGAUCUUCAUUAUUAGCAAAAUGGUUUAAAGAAUCAGUGUCAGCUAUCGAUGAAUUUCUUUCAUCAAUUCAUGAUAAAAUUGUUAUGCUUACAAAAGAUGAUAUACUUGUACCAACUGAUUAUAGCAUAGCAUUUAAGACACAAAGAGAGGCCGAUGCUGGUACUCAAUUAGCAGAUGUAUAG